This is a messenger RNA of Etheostoma cragini (Arkansas darter), 4193 nucleotides long. It is a transcript of the gene mtmr3, whose product is annotated as myotubularin related protein 3. Lineage: Eukaryota; Metazoa; Chordata; Actinopteri; Perciformes; Percidae. Gene Ontology annotation, biological process: dephosphorylation; regulation of autophagy. Gene Ontology annotation, molecular function: phosphatidylinositol-3,5-bisphosphate 3-phosphatase activity; protein phosphatase binding; metal ion binding. The coding region runs from base 322 to 4083 and encodes 1253 amino acids. The transcript has 22 exons. The record is from RefSeq and is a predicted model, not a curated record.
CACGUAGGUUGUUGGGCUAGCUAGAGAAUCCGCGGCGAUGGCGACGACGGCUCGGUGCUGGAAAGGGACGCAGUGAAGCUGGCCUCGGCUCGGAUAUGACUAAUGCCUAUUUGAUCGAGGUUUAUUUGCUGCUUAGUAAUUGCACGGGCUUCCGAUGAAUCGUUGGUUUCUAACUUCUCAUCACUGCUUUCUCUGAUUUCCAUGUCUUACUUGUAAGGGUUUCCAAACAGCAUCAUCAGGACUGCUCAUUGUCCGAUACAGAUUACGACUGCUCCAGGCCGGAGUUUCUUGUCGGGUGACCCACACUCCUUCCGAGGGGCCAUGGAGGAGGAGGGGCAGCAGAGCUUGGAAUGUAUCCAGGCCAAUCAGAUCUUCCCCAAGAAGUCCCCCGUUCUCGAGGAGGAAAACAUGCAGGUGCCCUUUCCUGAGCUGCAUGGUGAGUUCACAGAGUAUGUGGGGAGAGCAGAGGAUGCCAUCAUCGCAAUAUCUAACUACCGCCUACACAUCAAGUUCAAAGAGUCCGUUGUCAACAGUUGUUGUUGUGAGGUGUCAGUUCCUCUUCAGCUCAUAGAGAACUCGGAGUGUCGGGAUAUGUUCCAGCUUCAUGUCACCUGUAAAGACUGUAAAGUUGUCAGGUGUCAGUUCUCCAGCUUUGAGCAGUGUCAGGAAUGGCUAAAACGCCUGAAUGCGGUAGUGCGCCCUCCCUCCCGCCUGGAGGACCUCUUCUCCUUUGCCUUCCAUGCCUGGUGCAUGGAGGUAUAUGCUGGCGAGAAGGAGCAGCACGGCGAGCUAUGCAGACCAGGCGAACAUGUGACCUCCUGGUUCAAGAAUGAGGUGGAGAGGAUGUGCUUUGACACUCAAAACGCCUGGAGGAUAUCGGACAUCAACAGCAAGUUCAGGCUGUGCCCCAGCUAUCCCCAGCAGCUCCUGGUGCCAGCCUGGAUCACUGACAAAGAGCUGGAAAAUGUGGCAGCCUUCCGCUCCUGGAAGAGGUUUCCUGCUGUGGUUUAUAGGCACCAGACCACGGGAGCUGUGAUUGCCCGCUGUGGCCAGCCAGAAGUCAGCUGGUGGGGCUGGAGGAACGCAGAUGAUGAGCACCUGGUCCAGUCCAUCGCCAAGGCCUGCGCCGUGGACAGCAGCUCCCGUAAACACCUAACCAACGGCAGCUACACCAACGGCACUGACCUGCCUGAUACUGACUUUGAAUCCUCCAUGACCAACAGCUCAGAGGUGGAGACGUUGGCUACUCAGCCCCACAAGUUACUGAUUCUGGAUGCCAGGUCCUACGCUGCUGCUGUAGCUAACAGGGCCAAGGGGGGAGGCUGUGAAUGCCCAGAGUACUAUCCUAACUGUGAGGUGGUGUUUAUGGGCAUGGCCAACAUCCACUCCAUCCGCAAGAGUUUCCAGUCUCUGCGUUUCCUCUGCACUCAGAUGCCUGAUCCAGCUAACUGGCUUUCUGCACUGGAGAGCACCAAGUGGCUGCAGCACCUGUCCCUGCUGCUGAAGGCGGCGCUGCUGGUGGUCAACGCUGUGGACCGAGACCACAGACCCGUUCUGGUGCACUGCUCUGAUGGCUGGGACCGCACACCUCAGAUCGUUGCUUUGUCCAAGCUUUUGCUGGACCCUUACUACCGCACUGUUGAGGGCUUCCAGGUUUUGGUGGAGACUGAUUGGCUAGACUUCGGCCAUAAAUUUGCCGACCGCUGCGGCCAUGGAGAAAACUCUGAGGACCUGAACGAGCGCUGCCCCGUCUUCCUGCAGUGGCUAGAUUGUGUUCACCAGCUCCAGAGGCAGUUCCCAUGCUCCUUUGAGUUUAACGAGGCCUUCCUGGUGAAACUGGUGCAGCACACCUACUCCUGUCUGUUUGGCACCUUCCUGUGUAACAGCGGCAAGGAGAGGGAGGACCGUCACGUUCAGGAGAGAACCUGCUCAGUCUGGUCACUGCUGAGACCGGCCAACCGCACUUUGAGGAACAUGCUGUACUCCACACACUCCGAGACAGUUCUUCACCCAGUGUGUCAUGUACGCAACCUGAUGCUGUGGACGGCUGUCUACCUGCCCAGUUCCUCCCCCACCACCCCCUCCGAUGACUCCUGUGCCCCCUACCCUGUACCGGGUUGCAACACUGAGGACGCGCCCUUGGGCAGACGUACGAAGACUCGCUCCUUCGACAACUUGCCCAGUGCAUGUGAGCUGGGAAGCUCGCUGGCUCCUAACCGCCGCUCCAGUGACCCAAGCCUCAAUGAGAAGUGGCAGGACCACCGGCGUUCUCUGGAGCUCAACAUGGCAGUGGGGCCUGAGGGAGGGGGAAACCAGGAUCAGGAGGUGCGGCCUAACGGAGUGGGGCCUUACCCAGACGGAGUGGACUCUGAGCUGGAAGACAGCCCACAGCCCCAGGGCUCACAUGCUGAGCUUGGACAGGAAGCCUCUGUGAGCACGGCAGAAACAGUGGCGGAAGCUGAGAAGGCGGAGCUCUCUGUGGCGGUGGGCGUGGCUGAGGGCCAGAUGGAGAACAUUCUUAAGGAAGCCACUAAGGAGGAGGCGGGAACAGAUGUUAAGAGAGAGGGAAGUGCUGCUGUCACACAUGUCAUCAACACUGUUGACACAGAAGUCAAGAAGGAAGCAAAAGUUGAAGAGGAUGACGAGUGUGCUAAGGUUAAUGGGACUGAGAUGCAGAGAGAAGCAUUUACUAAUGGUCACCAUCUAGAAAAUUGCAUAAUGGAGGCUGAGGUUGAUGAGUCUCCCCCUCUGCCCACACAGAAGGCAGAGGAGCUGGAUCAGCAGGCAGCAGAGUUGACUCAGUCACGAGAGGACCUGGUAAAGCAGGACGCAGAGAACCGUUCUGCACUAGAGGAGCUUGAACAUGGACAGAGUGAGUCCGGCUCACGUGACCCUGAGCACCCUGCAGCCCAUAGAACUAUAACAAACAGCUUUGUGGACAGGUCACCUGAAGAGCCAGGAGUUGAUGAGGAGACCAGCCCUGACUCUGAAUCUGACAACGCUGUCUCAGAGCCAGUAGAGCAUGGUGAUAAGAGGGCCUCUCUGAUGGAAAGCUCCACAGAGACUUUAACGGAAGAAGCCUGUAGCAGGUUGGAGCUACCAGCACAGCCAACAGUUUGUCCCAGUCAUCAGCCUUGCAGUGAUAGCAAGAACCAACUGCCCAGCACCAGGAAGGAGAAAGGAUUGGAGACAGGCGAACAAGGCUUUGUCAGAACUUUAAACGGGGGCAGUAAGCGGCCCUCUGAUAGUGCCUUUCAGUCUGUGAAUGCUGACCUCAACAGGGAAGGGCUCUGUAAUGGCGACAACUCCGACGGGGAGCCCUGCGGAGGACAUCACUGGGUCAAAGGUAACGGGGAGAGGGUUCCUCUGAGUCGACAGGUGUCCCUAGCAAGCUGCAACUCUUUGAUCCUGCAUCCACGGGGCAGCUGCUCCCAGCACCGUUGGUGCCACACCCUGCUGGGCCGUGCUGCCAUUAGCCCAGAACAGCCGUCACGCAGCCAUCUUGACGACGACGGGCUGACGCUGCACACGGAUGCCAUCCAGCAGAGGCUAAGGCAGAUUGAGGCGGGACACCAGAUGGAGGUGGAGUCUCUGAAGAAGCAGGUGCAGGAGCUGUGGAGCCGCCUGGAGAAUCAGCAGCACGUCGGCUCCCACAGGAUCAACGGAGACAUGGGAGACGAAGUGACAUCAAUGACAGACUCUGAGUACAACCUGGACCCAAACUGUUUGUCGCGCUGCAGCACAGAGCUUUUCUCUGAGGCCAGCUGGGAGCAGGUGGACAAGCAGGACACUGAGGUGACUCGCUGGUACCCAGACCAUUUGGCAGCCCAGUGUUAUGGCUGUGAGAGCAGGUUCUGGCUCGCCACCAGGAGGCAUCACUGCAGUGGCAGGGAGCCUGUCCAGGAGGUCUGGAACUGCGGUAACGUGUUCUGUGCCAGCUGUUGCGACCAGAAGAUCCCAGUGCCAAGCCAGCAGCUGUUCGAGCCCAGCCGCGUCUGUAAGACCUGCUACGGCAGCCUCAAGCUCAGCCCGGCUCCCCUGGACCUGGAGCUGGAGAAACCCAUCGCAGCCAGCUCCAACUGAGCUUCAGAGGAACGGGAGAGGAUGAGCCGCCUGCCCACACUGCUGGAGAAGAGCACAGGAGCUACACAGAAUGUCCCAUGUACUUUGUGUGUAUGUAUGUAUGUGUGUGU